AUGCUUAGUGCGCUUCUGGUGUUCUGUCUCGCGACCUGCGGGGUAAAGCUCGUGCUGGGCUGCCAGUUGCCCACUGAGUGGCGGCCUCUGAGCGAGGGGUGUCGAGCAGAGUUGGCAGAGAUCAUUGUAUAUGCCAAGGUACUGGCGAUUCAUGAAGAGCCAUACGCUUCCAGUCUAUACAACUACCUGCCGUACCAAUAUCAGGGAGCAGAGAACGGGUUACUUUACGCUGCAGAAAUUGAGUUGCUAUGCGACCAGGCUUGGGGCAGCAUGUUAGAGGUCCCGGCCGGUUCCCGGCUCAACCUCACAGGUCUCGGCUAUUUUGCGUGCCAGUCGCAUACGGUGAUGGAAAACUACUCCUACAUCUUUUUUCUCAGGAUGGAUGAAAACUACAAUAUCCUCCCUCAUGGUGUUAACUUCCAGGAUGCUAUUUUCCCAGACACGUUAGAGAACCGCCGCAUGUUCUCUAGUCUGUUCCAGUUUUCCAACUGUUCCCACAGCAACACCUUACACAGCUUCAACCCUGACUGGGAGAGUCAGGAAGACAGCAGGCUGUUGUGUUCGUCAGUUCAGCAGGUCCUGUUUGAAGAAGAGGAGCGUGUUCGUAGACUGGAGGAGCGUUUGGUUCAGAUGGAAAAGAGAAACAGACAGUUGAAAGACAGGGUAAGGAAGCUUAAGCGUUCUCUAAGGAAGGCUCGGAAAAUCUCGCGCAGGGCCGAACGGGAACGCCAGCAGCUGCAGGAGCGUCUGAGUGCUACAGAGAGACGCACGGGCCACCAUUUCAAUGCUAUUUCAUCUUCCCAAAACCCGCCCUCCCGCGGAUACACAUAUGGACUGUGA
This is a messenger RNA of Chanos chanos (milkfish), 840 nucleotides long. RefSeq names its product coiled-coil domain containing 3a (gene ccdc3a). Lineage: Eukaryota; Metazoa; Chordata; Actinopteri; Gonorynchiformes; Chanidae. The transcript has 3 exons. Gene Ontology annotation, cellular component: extracellular region. Bases 1 to 840 code for a protein of 279 amino acids. Gene Ontology annotation, biological process: negative regulation of gene expression. The record is from RefSeq and is a predicted model, not a curated record.